Molecule: messenger RNA, 3224 nt
Organism: Zerene cesonia (dogface butterfly)
Lineage: Eukaryota; Metazoa; Arthropoda; Insecta; Lepidoptera; Pieridae
Product: triple functional domain protein-like
Exons: 8
Coding region: 170-2506 (778 amino acids)
Biological process (GO): axon guidance
Cellular component (GO): cytoplasm
Molecular function (GO): guanyl-nucleotide exchange factor activity
Source: RefSeq, a predicted model, not a curated record
CGAGUGACGUAUAAUGCAUAUCGCGCGCCGAGGGGCGCGGGCGCCGUCGCUGCCAGUUGUGCUGUGCUGUCAACGCGGACGCUCGUAAUUUGUGCGCGUGUAGUUAAUUUGUGUUUUGAUAUGAACGCGCUUUCUCUAUUAGUUCGGUGUGAGUGCAAUACCUAAACACAUGCACUACACCAUGUCACAAGAAAACAUCAAUAGGCUUUCACACGAACCAACGUCGUCUGGUGAUGUUUCGGACAAUGACUGUGUAGAAUUAAGAAAGAAUAGAACCACUGUCAAAGAUAUGAUUCUUCGGUUCGAACGAACCGGUAUCCAUCUCGGUAGUUCUAGUGAAUCCUUGGAGAGACUGAAAGACCCUCUCCUGGGUAGUUUAACGAGCGUUGUAAAUCCAAUUCAUUCACACUUUCAGCAUUUGUGUCCAGUGAAUGCUAAUCAUGACAGAAAUUCAAAUGUGUCAGUAAAUUCUAUCUUAUCAAACGUUUCGGAAAUAAGUUAUGAAUCGAAUUCUUCAGGAUUCAUAUCAGAUCGCAAGUCUUCAUCUCUUAGACCACAUAGACCAGCGCCACCGCCGCCGCCUGAACCUUUUAAUGAUGACUCUUCGGUUGAAAGCAAGUCUCCAGUUCCAGAGAAAACUGUUGGAAAAGAGAGGCGUUAUUCAUUCGCUACUCCUUCCACUUCACCAAUUGUGCAACGACGAUCACGACAGCCGCCUGUAAUAAGAAGAAAAUCAACAAUCGGUGGACAAGGACACAAUAUUGGCGAGACGCUUUGGUCAUAUGGUGUAAGACAAAGUGAUUUAGAAAAAUUAUUACGAUUAAAACAAUCAGAAUCUUCAGAUAAUGAAGAAGAAAGAAACAAUAUAAUUAAAACUUCACCAAAUGAAAAUCGUAGUAGUAGUAGUAGUAAUAGUAGUAGUAGUAGUGACGAUACUAAUAACAGUGAUAAACUCAAAGAAAGUGAUGAAUACAUUGUAAAUAAUGAUGAAGGUAAAGCGGAUACGUUAUCAACAGACCAAUCUACGGAUACAUUAAUAAACGAUUAUGAAAGUGAUGAAGCAGACAAUAUAUCGAUGGCGUCUGGUGGAUCUGGGGAUCGCAGCAAUUUUGAUAAUGUUAGCAUCAAAUCGAUAUCAUCACUUGACAUGGUUCCUUACCAAAAGUAUGACAGUAUUACGGUAUCUUCAGACGAGUUUGGGUCCGAGGUUUGCCAUGCACCCGAUACGGAAUUCCUCACUGUGAGUGCAGUAAACGAGUGGUGUGUUUCAAAGUCCAUAGAACCGGUAUUAAUGCCAGUGGAAUCAAAAAAGGAAAAAUAUCGAAGGCGAAUGACUGAACGCGUGAAUGAGUUGCUACACACCGAAAAUGUAUACGUGGAGCGACUCAGGCAUGUGGUCGAAGAUUACAUCCCAGAAAUGUCUCGAGAAGAUUUACCAAUGACACUCACGGGUUCGAAGACGGACAUAUUUGCGAACAUUGAACGUAUAUGUCGGUUCCAUGCAGAGGAAUUCCUCCCAGCCUUGAGAGACUGUGAAAACGAUCUAAGGAAACUUGGUCAAUGUUUUCGGAGAUUCGAGCAAAGGUUUAAUAUGUACGUUAUGUACUCUAGAAAUAAUAAGAGAGCAACUAGACUGGUGUAUGAGCACAAACAAUUUUUCCAGCGACGACAGUUAGAAUUAGGUGAUAGAUUAGAUCUCUCCAGUUAUCUUUUAGAACCAGUUCAAAGGAUACCGAGGUAUAAACUGUUUCUAGAUGAUCUCGUAAAAACUUAUACAAACUACGAAAACGAGAGGUGUGAAUCGGACUCUAGAAUAUCUAAAUUAAGUGUGGACAGUGAUGAAACGGGCGGCAGCAAUGGAGAGUCGGAGACUGAUGAAACGCCGUUAGAAAGUUUGAAACUAGCUAAAACUAUGAUUGAAUGUGUUCUGACAGCGGUGGACGGGAUCAUGGCUUUGGAAAAUAUAAGAGAUUGCCCUCCUUAUUUGAACCUGUUGAAUCAGGGAAGAUUGUUACGGCAGAAUGAAUUCUAUGCUAUGGACAACGCGCGCCGGCGGCGACAACUCAUGAGAAUCUUUCUGUUUGACAAAUUGAUACUCAUUACAGCUGUUUAUAGGAAGCAAUUGACGGUUGAGUUCUUUAUAUAUAAAGAUCACAUACCGGUCGACGAUCUUGGCAUAACGGCAAAGGAGCAUGACCAGUACAAAUUCAGCAUUUGGUAUAAGAAGAGGAAUCUUAAGUCAUACAAAUUGGAGACACGAGAUUCGACGAUAAGGAACGGUUGGGUCGAGGAGAUUACUUCGUUGCUUUGGGAGCAGGCUAUGCAGAAAAAAGAACUUUUACUGCAGCAGCGCAGUAAACGAGUUUCCAUGGUGUCCAUGGACAGCCAAGAGUCCACAGAGACUGAGGGCAAGGAUGAUAAAUAUAAUUCUCUCCGAGGCGUGCCUGGCGAAGUUCGUCGUUCGGGAGACAAGAAAUUUCGAAGAACGACUUGGUAUUGUGAAUGAGGGCAGGGGCUUGAUGCAUCUGAACUAAAUGACAGGGAAAAAUAUAACUAAGACACAAUAGUACCUAUUAAACAAACUUUUAAAAUUGGCCAAGUUGCGGCGCGAAAGUGAUUGAUUCUAAUGCCGGUCACUCACUCACAUUCGCUCGAAUAUGCAAGCCCACAAGUGUAAGACGACAUUAGUUAUUUGUUAAUGUUUUACACGUACAUAUGCGCAAACAUUCGGAAGUUGUAUGACGUUUGUACACAAUUGAGUGACCCAGGUAAAAGAAAGACUGUUUACGUUUUCAUGCUGAUGAAGUUUUAGAUGUUGCACUCUCAAUGAUAGUGUUGCAUCAAUAUAAGAUGAGAAUGGUUUUACGAGAUUUGAAUGAGGCGUCUUGAUUCAUCAAGCACUACAUAGUAACUUGACUGCACUAGAGUUUUCCAAAGAUUUCUAUUUGAUAUAUACACGUAUAAAAUACGUCUUGUAAAAAUUUAACGUAUGUUCUUAUUUUAAAAUAUGAUUUAGUAACGAUUGAUUAAAGUUGAUGAAAUAUGUAUUAUCUUCGAUACAAUGUUUGUGAUAACAUGUUUUUAAAUAAAUUUAUUAAACUAAUUAAUCGUCAUAUCAGUCAUUAUUGUUAUUGUUAUUAAAGUACUAUUAAUGUAAUUAUACGACCAUGUCAGUAAUAAAACUAUCAAAUAAUUUGUAAAUAUAUUUAAUACUUUUUCGUGUA